Molecule: messenger RNA, 2679 nt
Organism: Doryrhamphus excisus (bluestripe pipefish)
Lineage: Eukaryota; Metazoa; Chordata; Actinopteri; Syngnathiformes; Syngnathidae
Gene: grnb
Product: granulin b
Cellular component (GO): extracellular region
Source: RefSeq, a predicted model, not a curated record
AUGUCAACCGUGUCAUGUGAUUGGAAAUUGCGUGAACCGAGGGAGACGUUGAAGACAUUGUUAAAGACUCAGUUUUCGUUUUCAGUCAGUUUGUCUCUGAAGUGACUGCUUUUAAGUCUUGGCGACGAAGCCAACACGGCUACUAAAGUGUUUGUCAGCCGACAAGUAUGCUAGGCUAACUUCCGCUGCUAGCUUAGUUAGCUUAGUUAACGUUAGCUAGACGUUAGCUUGUGAGCCAGAAAGUGUGCUUUAGCCUGACAGAAAGUGUCUUUUUGUGUUGUUGGAGGAGUACAAAUGCAUACGGGAGACGUUUGUGCUUAAAUGACGUCAUCUGCCGCCUCCAUGAUGGCCCCCCAGAUGUCUUUUCAUCACCGCAGCAUUCUGGGAUUGACCCUGCUAGCGGUGAGCACUGCUGCCCUCGUCUGUCCUGAUGGCGGCGUGUGCGAGGACAAGAGCACCUGCUGUAAGAGCACGGUGGGAGGAUACGGAUGUUGCCCACUGCCGCAUGCGGUGUGCUGCUCCGAUGGCCUCCACUGCUGCUUUGAGGGCACCGUGUGUGACCUUCUCCAUGCCAGAUGCGUCAACAAAACCACAUCCCUUCCCUGGAUCACGCCACGUUCUCCCAAGCAGCUGAGUCUGCGAGCAGCGGCCAUUAUGUGCCCUGACCAACAGUUCGAGUGCCCGGACGACACCACGUGCUGCCAGCUUCCUAAUGGCCUCUGGGGAUGCUGCCCAUUAGCCAAGGCGGUGUGCUGCGAAGACAAGCGUCACUGUUGUCCUGAGGGAACCACGUGCGAUCUCGUUCGCUCCAUAUGCGUCUCGCCGUCGGGCGGGUGGCUCCCUCUGCUGGGAAAAAUUCCUGCCAAGCCUCGCGUAUUAAGGAAUAAUGACAUCAUCAUCACCGCAUCGACCGCCGUGGCAUCAGUGACAUGUCCCGACGGAGGAAGUAGCUGCCCCGACACUUUCACCUGCUGUCUGCUCGCCAGCGGAGACUACGGAUGCUGUCCUUACCCAGACGCCGUGUGCUGUGGCGAUCACGUCCACUGUUGCCCUCGAGAUAGCGUGUGCGACCUGCAGCACCGGCUGUGCCAAUCUGGUGAUUCUCACGUGCCGCUCUUAAAGAAGCUUCCUGCCUGGACCGGUGACAUGGAGUGUCCCGACAAGACGUCCGUCUGUCCUGACAAGACAACGUGCUGCCAAACGAGCUCCGGAGACUUCGCUUGCUGCCCCAUGCCUGACGCCGUCUGCUGUGCCGACGGCCUCCACUGUUGUCCUCACGGCACCGUGUGCAACAUGGCCACCGCCACAUGCGAUCAUCAGACCACAGACGCCGCCGUGUGGCCCCGCUCGGCCUUGGGGGAGAACACCAAGUGUGACGAGUCGGUGUCGUGUCCCGGCGUCUUCACCUGCUGUAGGACUGUCAGCGGGGACUGGGGCUGCUGCCCCGCGGAGCAGGCUGUGUGCUGCGAGGACCACCUGCACUGCUGCCCUCACGGCAAGAAGUGCAACGUGGAGGCUCAGACAUGUGACGACCCCUUAGGCGUGUCGCCGCCCCUGCCUUGGGUUUUGAAGAUGGCCGCCAUGCAUGACGAGGAGUGCGACCAGCAGACUGUGUGCCCCGCGGGGAGCACCUGCUGCAAAGCGGCGGCCGGGCAGUGGGCGUGCUGCCCGUUACCGCAGGCCGUCUGCUGCGACGACCUCCAGCACUGCUGCCCCGGCGGAUAUAAGUGCAACCUCGCCGAACAGACAUGCGACAAGCCUGGCCAGCUCCGCCUACCUUGGUUCCGGAAGAUGGCGCCCCGUCAACGGCUCUCUUUAGCCAGGCAGAUGUGCGACGAUAGGACCAGCUGCCCGAGCGCUACGAGCUGCUGCUUCAUGAAGAGGACUCAAACGUGGGGCUGCUGCCCACUGCCACAGGCCGUGUGCUGUGACGACGGCGAGCACUGCUGUCCUGCCGGACACGUGUGCGAGCCGCACCGCGCUUCCUGUUCCAGAGAACGCCAUGUCAUCCCCUGGCUCUCCAAAGCUGUUGCCCACACGCAUCCGGCGGCCGUGACGGACAUCAAAUGUGAUGAUAAGAGCAGCUGCGCGUCGGGGACGACUUGCUGCAAGCUGCCCACUGGCGAGUGGGGCUGCUGCCCGCUCGUUAAGGCCGUGUGCUGCGCGGACCACGAGCACUGCUGCCCGCAGGGAUACACGUGCAACAUGGAGACGGGUACGUGCGAGAAGACGAUGCUGGCAGUCGAGGCGGUCCGCGCUGAUGACGCGUUGGUGCCGUGUAAUUCCACGGCGGCGUUUGGCUGCCCCCAACACGAAACAUGCUGCCAGAGCUCCAACUCUGGUUGGGCUUGCUGUCCCUCCCCUAAGGCCGUGUGCUGCGCCGACAUGAAGCAAUGUUGUCCUGCCGGUUUCUCGUGCGAUUUAAAGACUGGCGGCUGCAGUCCAAUUCCGUACAUCUCGGACAGACCAGGAGACCUCUAACAUGCUGCUGGAAGAAGAACCCUGGACCCCCCAACCCCCCAUCAGCUGAUUUGAUGAUUGGAUGCGACUCUAAUCAACAUGGGCUGGUAUUAAUGAAGAGUUCAUUUUUUUUUUUUUUUGAGAUUUGUUUGAUUUGGGAUCAGUUUAGAUGAUCAUUUGAUCACAUCUGAUUCGUGUUCAAUAAAACAAAAAAUUUGA